Molecule: messenger RNA, 780 nt
Organism: Mollisia scopiformis
Lineage: Eukaryota; Fungi; Ascomycota; Leotiomycetes; Helotiales; Mollisiaceae
Exons: 3
Coding region: 1-780 (259 amino acids)
Source: RefSeq, a predicted model, not a curated record
AUGUCAUCUUCAGAUCCCUGGAAAGAAGUAGCACCGAGCAAAGACUUUCCCUGUAAGAUACCUUCUGCCGAUGUUUUGCAACAUAUACACGAAGUGCGUGACAAAGCCUGGGAUAUACGUCCAUACCCAUGCACCGGUCUAGGAACAUUUCUCCAACCCACGAUCUCAAAAUCUCCCGCUUACUCCACGAUCAUUUCUCGACUUCAAAGCGGAGACUCAUUUCUGGACGUGGGUUGCUACCUUAGCCAAGAUCUCAAAAAACUGGUCUUUGAUGGUGUCUCCUCCGAUAGACUUCAUGGCGUCGAUAUUGUCAACCACUGGGACUUGGGAUAUGAGUUUUUCCAAGACAAGAAGAAAUUUGAGGCUCGUUUUAUUGACACAGAUAUCCUGAAUCCGAAUGAAGAGUUGCGUGCGUUGGUGGGGAAAAUCGACAUCAUCUCUGUCACGCAUGUUUUGCAUCAAUGGGAUUGGAAAACUCAAAUAGUGGCAGCUAAGCAAUUGAACGCUUUGUCCAAAUCUGGAACUUUGGUCGUUGGUCUUCAGAUCGGAACUAGUGAAGGAGCCAAGAAGAUAAAAGAGGACGAUACGCAAUGGGAAAUGCAACAAGAUCUAGAAUCCUGGGCUGAGAUGUGGAAGAUCGUUGGGGAGGAAACGGGGACGAAAUGGAAAAGUGAUGCGCAGUUGAAAACUUUUGCGGAACUCGGUUUUGUGACUGAGGAUACUGAUUACCUUACAGGGAAAGUGAGAGUUUUGCAGUUUGUUAUUACGAGAAAUAGAUAG